AUACAUAAUGCACUUGUAAACAGCUCUGAAUAGCAAAAUAACCCGAAAGAAUUGAACCCAUUAUCGCUCUUUUGUCAAAUCACCCACUAAUAUUUUUUUUAUAUGCCAUUGAUUCGGAUACUCUAUCCAUUCUUUUAUACGCCAACCUAUCUUCGGAGAUUUCUUGGUUCAAAUAGUUUCUUGCAUUGAGGAAUCCAGCAUUCAUAGUUUGUCUCAAAUUCAUUUCGAUAUUGCAUGGGGUUGUCUUGUUCAUGCCCGCUCUCUUCUUAUAUUGAUUUAGAGAAUGGUUUUCAAUCAGUCAUUAUAAAGUCAAUCAGCUUUGGAGAUGAUAAUCAGAAGACACCAGUUCGAUCUAUUGGCCACAAGGAAAACAUUUCGAAACCAAAUAAAUUGAUGCCAUUAGGUUCGGUGGAAAUGAUAGUCGAAGAAACCGUUAGCUUCAAAAGAAGAGAAACUGAAAUGAUGAAAAGAAUCCCGCAAAUGCCAAUUUUGGAUUCACAAAGCCCGAAACAUGAGGCUGCUAUAAAGCUGCAAAAGGUGUAUAAAAGCUUUAGAACAAGAAGAAAGCUAGCUGAUUGUGCUGUUCUGAUUGAGCAGAGCUGGUGGAAGCUAUUAGAUUUUGCAGAACUCAAGCGAAGUUCAAUUUCAUUCUUUGAUCUUGAGAAACACGAGUCUGCGAUUUCACGUUGGUCAAGAGCGAGAACAAGAGCGGCAAAGGUUGGGAAAGGUUUAUCAAAGAAUUGCAAAGCCCAGAAACUAGCCUUACAACAUUGGCUUGAAGCAAUUGAUCCGCGGCAUCGUUACGGGCACAAUCUGCAUUUCUAUUACAUCAGAUGGCUGAAUUCUCAAAGCAAAGAGCCUUUCUUCUACUGGCUAGACAUAGGAGAAGGAAAGGAAGUUAAUCUGGGUGAGAAAUGUCCUCGAUCAAAACUUCAGCAACAGUGCAUCAAGUAUCUUGGUCCGAUGGAAAGGAAGGCCUAUGAAGUUUCAGUUGAACAUGGGAAGCUCAUCUACAAGCAAACAGGGGAGCCCCUCGAUACCACUCGAGAACUGAAGGGCGUUAAGUGUAUUUUUGUUCUCAGUACCUCUCGGACCUUAUAUGUUGGCAAGAAAAAGAAAGGCGAGUUUCAGCACUCUAGUUUCUUGGCUGGAGGAGCCACAUUGGCUGCUGGGAGGAUGGUUGUCGAAAAUGGAUCCUUAAAGGCAGUGUGGCCUCACAGUGGCCACUAUCGACCAACUCCCGAAAAUUUUGAGGACUUCAAAUCAUUUCUGAGAGAGAACAAUGUGGAUCUUGCUGAUGUUAAGCUUGAUUCGAUGGAUGAUGAAGAAGAAGUAUAUAUUGGAAAGAGGAGCAAAGUACACUUGAGAACUAAUUCAUCUGAAGAUGACUUGGAGACGGAAGAAAACUUUAUCGAAAAUUCCACUUCGAAUAAAGUUAAGUCAAGAGAAGAUGAAACUGCAAUGCAGAUGUCAAGGUCAAGUACAUAUCUUGGCUUCAGUCAAAAACUAGCUAAUCUUCAGAGCAGUGAUGAUUUAUUAGAGGGAUUAGACCGUGAAAAUCAAACAGCUGACUUAAAUGCUGAUGAUUUCCUUCUGAAAUCGCCCUUGGAUAGAUAUGAACCUGCAGAAGAAGAUGAACACGAUGAAACUAAAGAAGACAUUAUUCCCGAAGAAACAAUUCUGCAAAGGAUCAAUUCGCAUAAAGAAAUGAAGUCGUAUCAAUUGGGGAAGCAACUAUCUUGCAAAUGGAGUUCGGGAGCUGGACCUCGCAUUGGAUGUGUGAGAGACUAUCCUUCCGGGCUGCAAUCACAAGCUUUGGAACAAGUAAAUUUGUCACCACGAAGUGAUCGACGCCUUAGAUUAGACUCCCCAUCUGGUGCAUCUACACCUGACAGCUGCAGUCUACCUCUUAACAGUAUUUGCCAUUCAAGAAUGCAACAAUCACCAUUGUGUGGAGGGCCCUAGUGACUUAAGUCAAAACUAUUGAGUUUAUUCUUUGAUUAACCUAUUCUAUUUUAGUGGGCAUUAAAAAAAAAAGGUGUAGGAAUUCGUUUACAUUCUUUUUAUAAUGGAGUUCUUACACAAUAAACGUGUACACAGUCAUUGUAUUUUUCUUCUUAUGCAAUUAGGGAUGCAAAAUUUUAAAUUUCUGUAUUUCAAUACACUUUGAUCAGUUCAAAAUAUAAGUUCAAACUUUUUAGACAGUUUU
Molecule: messenger RNA, 2209 nt
Organism: Olea europaea var. sylvestris
Lineage: Eukaryota; Viridiplantae; Streptophyta; Magnoliopsida; Lamiales; Oleaceae
Product: IQ domain-containing protein IQM2-like
Exons: 8
Coding region: 235-1965 (576 amino acids)
Source: RefSeq, a predicted model, not a curated record